Messenger RNA from Rhizophagus irregularis DAOM 181602=DAOM 197198, 1710 nucleotides. The record is from RefSeq and is a predicted model, not a curated record. NCBI's taxonomy places the organism in Eukaryota, Fungi, Glomeromycota, Glomeromycetes, Glomerales, Glomeraceae.
AUGGGCAGUAUGGAACAAAAUUCAAAUUGUACUUUUAUUCAUGAUUAUUCAAAUAGCAAUAUAAUUACUACCAUCUAUUAUGAAAGUAGUGGCAAAUCUUAUUCAAGAAAGUACAUUAUUCAUUUAUUAGCACGAAAAACUAUAUUAAUGCCUAUCAAUCGUAAGAAUUCUUUCACUACCCUUACAUCACGUUCGCAACAAAACAAACGUAUAAAAUUACUAGCUAAAGAUAUUGAAAAGGAAUCAAAAAUAAUUUUAAAACAACAAAAUUUUGAUAACACAAAAAUUCGGUAUAUUGAGCUUGAAAUUGGUGAUGAAAUAGUUGGAAUUGAUCUAUCAGAAGUGAAUUUAGAUUUUACUAGAGUUCGUCAGAAUGCAGUUGUUUGUGCAUGUGAUGAAGCGUUAAUAUUAAGAGAUGGUUAUAGACAUCUGGCAGCUAUUAGUCCAAAUCUUAAAAGAGAAUAUCAGAUUAGUAAUAGGCGAAAUGAAAUUUCUAAAUAUAUGGAAACAAUCAUUCCAAUUUAUGAUUGUAAAAUAGAAUUAGAUAAUAUACAAAAUAAUUCUAAUAAUUCUUCUAAUUCUUCUAAUAAUAAUUCUGUAAAUCCUAAUUUUUCUUUAACUAAUGAUCAAAAUGGAUUUUUUUCUUAUCGUUCUAUUAAAGAUUUAUUAAAUACUUUGAUACCAAUUUGGAAAAAAAAAUCAAUUUUAAAUAUUGGUGAUAAUAUUAAAUUAAAAUUUGGUGGUGAUGGUCAUAUAAUUACAAAUAAAUAUGCUCACGUUAUGUUUACAAUGUGCUUACUUAAUGAAGGAGACGAAGUAUUAAAACCUGAAAAGCAAUAUUGUGGAUAUUGGAAAUUUAUGGCUCUUGUUAAAGGAUUAAAAGCAGCAAAUUCAAAAUAUUUUUGUUUAUUUUGUGAAUGUCUAAAAGAUUCACGUGGAAAUUUAAAUUUACGAUGGAAUAUUUCAGAAAAUAAGAAAGGUGUUGAACAUCCAAGUCUUUUUCCAAUAAUCAAACUUGAUCAUUGGAUACCAGACGAACUACACAUCAUGUUGAGAAUAACUGAUAUUUUAAUGGGUUGUCUAUUCGGAGAUUUAAUGAUAGAUUUAAAUGAAUUUAAAAAAGUCAUCAAAAUUUUAAUUGAAAAGGAAAUGCAGAGAAUUGGGUUGACACAUUUCCAGUUUUUUGAAUCAAAAUCUAAAGGAAAAUCUUGGGAUUGGACAUCUUUAACUGGACCUGAUAAAUUGAUAAUGUUACAACAUUUUGACGUAACAAAAUUUAUUACUGGUGAUCGUGGAAAAAAAAUAUCACUUUUAUGGAAAGAAUUCUUUAAUUUAUAUCAAUUUUUACGCAAAGAUUCAUUUUCUGAUGAUUCUGAAAUUAAUUCUUUUGAGAUUAAUGCAAAAAAUUGGAUCAAAUUAUUUUGCGAACUCACUAUCGGAAAAUCAAAUUCUAUUAAUCAAAGGAGAUGUAUAUUUAAUCCUACUGAUAUAACUCCAUAUAUGCAUAUUUUUGUAUUUCAUAUUCCAGAAUUUUUAAGAAAAUUACAACAUAAAGGAUUAAAUAUGAGACAGUUUUCUACUUCAAGUAAAAUUAUUUUUGGAAGGACAACUAUGGGAGGAGGAAAUAAUAGUAACAAUAACUCAGUUUUGCAUGAUAUUUUGUCUUUUGAAAAUAGACAAUUAUAUUACUUAAUGAAUGAUACAUCCUGA